CCGCCCCAGGCGAAGUGGCGUCGAUCUAGAGAGUCCCGUGCACACCGUCUCCGUGGGAACCUGAUUAUACUUCCUCGUUUCAAAGGCAGCAGAUUCGUUGUUUCAACUCCGAAAACAUGUUUUUCUUACCGUUUUUCUCAGCAACGACAUGGACUCUAAUUGUUCUCACCUUAACCCUAUUGUUGUUGUAUGGCAUUUGGCCAUUCAACCAUUUUAAAAAGAUGGGCGUUCGUGGGCCAAGACCCUUUCCUUUUAUGGGAACAUUGCCUUACUUUAUGAAAAAAGGUCAACAUUUUACCCUUGAAUGCAAUAAGAAAUAUGGAGAUGUUUGGGGGCAGUUUGAUGGACUUUCCCCCUUGUUAAUGGUGGCCGAUCCUGAAAUGCUAAAGGUUAUUUUAGUGAAGGAGUGUUAUUCCACCUUCACCAACCGAAGGAUCUUUGCUAAAGACAUUUUCGGACCAUUGAAAGAUGGACUUACCCUGGUUAAAGAUGACAGGUGGAAAAGAAUUCGGAGUACCAUAUCGCCAUCGUUUACCAGUGGAAGGCUGAAACAGGUCUUUCCCAUUGUUGAACGCUAUGCUGACCGACUUGUUAAAACCCUUGACACUGAAAAGCCGGACCAAUCUGUGGAUGUAAAAAAAUUUGUCGGCCCCUACAGCUUGGAUGUAAUGACCAGCGCUUCCUUCAGCAUUGACACCGACACCACAGUCAAUCCAGAUGCUCCUCUCAGCGUUCAUCUCAGAAAUCUCUUGAAGUUCAAAAUAUGGCCUUUUUUUGUAAUAAUGGUCUUGCCGUUUACACAACACCUUUUUAGGCUGACUGGCAUCUCAGUAUUGAACAAAACCAGUGUGGAUUACUUCUAUAACCUCGUUAAGCGCGUCCAGCAUGACCACAAGGAAGAUAAAUCUGGACACAGUGAUUUCCUUCAGCUGAUGAUUGAAAGUGAGAUCCAGGAGUCUGAUAUUAAGGACGGAGUAGAGCCAAGUAAAGGUAUGACUGAUCCAGAGAUAGUCUCCCAGGCGUUUCUCUUCAUAUUUGGCGGUUUUGACACCACCAGUACCACUCUGACUUACAUCCUGUACAACCUGGCCUUGAACCCUGACGCUCAGCAAACCCUACAGCAAAAGAUCGACGUGCACUUUUCAAAAGAUAGUCCUGUUUCCUAUGAGGACCUGAUGAAUCUGGAGUACCUGGACAAUGUGAUUUCUGAGUCCAUGCGGUUGCUGCCCACUGCCCCUCUAAUUGACAGAGUGUGCAAAAAAACCUUCCAAAUCAAUGGACUCACCAUCCCUGAAGGGACAGCGGUGGGGGUCCCUCUGUCAAACAUUCACCGAGACCCCCGCUUCUGGACUUCCCCUGAGCUCUUCAAACCAGAACGAUUCAGUAAAGACCACGGGGAGGACAUCCACCCCUAUGCCUACAUGCCCUUUGGCCUGGGUCCACGAAACUGUGUGGGGAUGCGCUUCGCUGUGAUGGUCAUGAAGAUGGUUCUGGUGCGCCUUCUGCGGGAUCACUACGUGGAGACCUGCAAGGACACCGUUGUACCUCUGGAGUUUAAUUCGAUUUUUCAGCCCAAGGAGCCGAUCAAGCUUACGUUUAGUCGAAGGGAACUGUAAUCCUCCAUCAACGAUAAAAUCUGCCCAACAAUUCUACCUCUUAUCUUAAUUUUAUCUCAAAAAUACUAAAUAUGAAUUUGUGAUUGUUCGACUUAAUUUUCACUUCUUUUAUCUUAUCGAUUAUAUUGGACUUCAAUAAGAAGUCCAAUAGACAAGGACUGCGCUGCAACUAUAUAAAUAUAGGCUUGGUGUUUCAUAUGAUGCAAUUAACACUGAGUUAAGAUAAGGAAAACAGUACAAACAAGAUUUUUCUCUUCAAACACAUUAGAAGAGAGACAUCAUUUAAUUUCGUUGUGCUUUUGCCCAUAUUAAUUGGCUUUCAUUUUGAUCAUGUUGCAUAGCUUUACCACCUUUCUAUAUUGGAAUAGUUUGCAUGCUAUCCACUGUUUUUUGUUCAAGACCAGUUGGAAAGAUGCGUUUAUUUUACAAUCCCAUAUAUUUUUUGGAGUCUAAAACAUAUAUGCAUUAUAAUUGAUUGUUUAAACCAUGUGUGUACAUAAAUUAUGUAUUUUAAUUUGAAUAAGUGGUAAAUCAUUAGUGACCGAAAAUGCACACAGCCGGAUAAAAACAUGUUUCCCUUGCUCUUGAGUUGUGUCAAAGCCUGUAUGACUCAGCAGUAAGGACUGUAAUCUUACCUGCAGAUAAUGGGAAAUGACCAAACACAUGGUACAAAGUGUGUGCCAAAGUGUGACCCUACAGAUCUGAACUGCAUUAAACUAUUAUUAACACUGUACCAAAAA
Gadus macrocephalus (Pacific cod) is the source of this 2356-nucleotide messenger RNA. RefSeq names its product cytochrome P450 3A27-like. NCBI's taxonomy places the organism in Eukaryota, Metazoa, Chordata, Actinopteri, Gadiformes, Gadidae. The coding region runs from base 117 to 1616 and encodes 499 amino acids. The record is from RefSeq and is a predicted model, not a curated record. The transcript has 13 exons. Gene Ontology annotation, molecular function: iron ion binding; heme binding; steroid hydroxylase activity.